ACGAGGCCCAGGACUCCGAGAAUGUCGAGUGUAGGGUGGGCUAGUGAUUGUCCGUCGUCGUACGGCGCAUCUCUACCGCGAGCACGAAACCGACGGUCACACGGCGCAUCGCGCGCGCACGCCGCUCGACGCGAUGCACCCACGGAACGCGAACUGACAGCUAUCGCGCGCCGUUCAUUAUCGGAGGGGAAGAGAGAAGAGAACCACCUUCACCUGCGCUCGCGCCGCUCACGACUGCUUCGCUUCUCCGCUACUCUGCUCUUGCUCUUGCUAGUUGCUCUUGCGCGCGACCGGCCGGCAACCAACGGCGAACGGCCACCAACGGCGCCGAUAUACACUAUACAAAUUUUACUGGAUCUCCUGUCGCAUUUCAUGUCGCGUGAUUCGGACGGCAAUGAAAGCGAGAAAUGAACAAAG
Molecule: messenger RNA, 417 nt
Organism: Acromyrmex echinatior (Panamanian leafcutter ant)
Lineage: Eukaryota; Metazoa; Arthropoda; Insecta; Hymenoptera; Formicidae
Source: RefSeq, a predicted model, not a curated record